UGGAAUAACGGAAGCUGCCUUUGUGUAAAGAACGCAACACUGUUGACCAUGAUCAACCCAGCCUGGAGCGUCUUCCUCAUGGGGACUAAAAUUGGGCUGUUUCUUCAGGUGGCACCUCUGACAGCCAUAGCUAACUCCUGUCCAUCUGUGUGUCGCUGUGAUGCAGGCUUCAUUUACUGCAAUGACCGCUUUUUGACAUCCAUCCCAACUGGGAUACCAGAGGAUGCUACAACUCUCUACCUUCAAAACAACCAAAUAAAUAAUGCUGGGAUUCCCUCUGAGUUGAAAAACUUGGAAAAAGUAGAAAGGAUAUACCUAUACCACAACAGCUUAGAUGAAUUUCCUACAAAUCUCCCAAGGUCUGUAAAAGAGUUACAUUUGCAAGAAAAUAACAUCAGGACUAUCACUUACGAUUCACUUUCCAAAAUUCCCUAUCUGGAAGAAUUACAUUUAGAUGACAAUUCUGUCUCCGCUGUCAGCAUCGAGGAGGGUGCCUUCAGAGACAGCAACCAUCUCCGGCUGCUUUUCUUGUCCAGAAACCACCUUAGCACAAUCCCUUGGGGUUUGCCCAGGACUAUAGAAGAGCUACGCCUGGAUGAUAACCGCAUUUCCACUAUUUUAUCACCAUCUCUUCAAGGUCUUACUAGCCUGAAACGCUUGGUUUUAGACGGAAACCUUUUGAACAACGAUGGUCUAGGCGACAAAGUGUUCUUCAACCUCGUCAAUCUAACAGAGUUGUCACUAGUGCGAAAUUCCCUCACUGCUGCACCAGUAAACCUUCCAGGCACAAACCUGAGAAGGCUUUACCUUCAAGAAAAUCAUAUCAAUCGAGUGCCCAUCAAGUCCUUUUCUUCUUUACGGCAGCUGUACCGACUUGAUAUGUCCAAUAAUAACCUAAGUACUUUACCUCAGGGUGUCUUUGAUGGUUUGGACAACAUAACUCAACUGAUUCUUCGCAACAAUCCCUGGUAUUGUGGCUGCAAGAUGAAAUGGGUACAUGACUGGUUACAGUCGCUACCUGGCAAGGUCAACGUGCGUGGACUCAUGUGCCAAGCCCCAGAAAAAGUCCGGGGGAUGGCCAUCAAGGACCUUAAUGUGGAGCUGUUUGAUUGUAAGGACAGUGAGGUUGGAAUGCCCAGUCAGGAGAACACAGUAAUACCCAACACAGGGUAUCCUGCACAAGGACAGCGGCCUACAACAGUGACCAAACAGCCAGACGUUAAGAACACCAAGCUUACAAGGGAUCAGCGAACUACAGGGAGUCCGACAAGGAAGACAAUUACAAUUACUGUGAAAUCUGUCACUUCUGACGUAAUUCAUAUCUCUUGGAAACUCGCCCUACCCAUGACUGCUUUAAGACUCAGCUGGCUCAAACUGGGCCACAGCCCAGCAUUUGGAUCUAUAACAGAAACAAUAGUAACUGGGGAUCGCAAUGAAUACUUGAUCACAUCCCUGGAGCCUGAUUCGCCCUAUCGCAUAUGCAUGGUUCCCAUGGAAACCAGUAACCUCUACCUAUUUGAUGAAACUCCUGUUUGUAUUGAGACCAAAACCAUACCACUUCGAAUAUACAACCCCACGACCACCCUCAAUCGAGAGCAAGAGAAAGAACCGUACAAAAACCCCAGUUUACCGUUGGCCGCUAUCAUUGGUGGGGCUGUGGCCCUGGUGACUAUUGCCUUUCUUGCUUUGGUGUGUUGGUAUGUUCACAGGAAUGGGUCACUUUUUUCAAGGAACUGUGCAUACAGCAAAGGGAGAAGGAGAAAGGAUGACUACGCAGAAGCUGGCACUAAAAAGGACAACUCUAUCCUGGAAAUCAGGGAGACGUCUUUUCAGAUGUUACCGAUCAGCAAUGAAUCAAUCACAAAGGAGGAGUUUGUGUUACACACAAUAUUUCCGUCUAAUGGGAUGAAUCUCUACAAAAACACGCACAGUGAAAGCAGUAGUAAUCGGAGCUACAGGGACAGUGGGAUCCCAGACUCGGAUCACUCACACUCGUGAUGCUGGAAGGACUGACAGCAGACUCUAUUUUUGUUUUUAUAAACUCGAGGGGGGUGAUGGUAGGAACCCUGUUCUACUGCAAAAACACUGGUAAUAGACUGGGAGGGUGGGAAAAGCAAUGUACUGUACAUUUGCCAUA
Elephantulus edwardii (Cape elephant shrew) is the source of this 2137-nucleotide messenger RNA. Its product is annotated as leucine-rich repeat transmembrane protein FLRT3-like. Lineage: Eukaryota; Metazoa; Chordata; Mammalia; Macroscelidea; Macroscelididae. The transcript has a single exon. Gene Ontology annotation, molecular function: protein binding. The record is from RefSeq and is a predicted model, not a curated record. Bases 49 to 1998 code for a protein of 649 amino acids.